AUGAACAAACCGAUUAAUUUAUCUAGACCAAGGGUAAUGUAUAAUCUAAUCAAUAUUUUUCAGCCAUUUAUGCCUCGAUUCCCAUUUAUAUAUUUUGGUGAACAAUUUCGUUCGGUUACAAUAUUUUCACAGGGUGUUUUGGGCAUCGGACCUGGAACUGAGAAACCAGAUUCAGGAAAUAUAAUCCAUGCUUUUGAUGGAGAAGACGAAUACGUUGAAGUACAAGUAAAGGAUUCUAAUGAAUUCUCUGCAGUGAAAUGGCUUCGUUUGAAUACUCAAUAUUCAAAUAAAUAUCAAUUCAAAGAUCAUGUUCAGAUUGUCUGUGUUAUUUAUUCUAAUGGAAAUAUAUCGAUUUACUAUGAAAAGAUACCCAAUGAGAUUGAAACGAAUUCAUCUGUUAAGUUGAUCUAUGAACCACCCAAUGAAGAUGAUCAUUACCAGAAAAAAGAAAUACUUUCCACAUAUCUGAUAAAAUCUGGGAUGUUGGUUGAGUUUACUCCUAUUUCAAAUUGUAGUGAAUACAAAUUUUGUGAAGACUGUACUAAAGAUUAUACAUCUGGAAGAAAGUGCCAUUGGUGUCCGAAAUUCAACACUUGCAGACACCUUCGUGAUAUCGAUAUCCAAACCUUGCUUGGAAAAGAUUGCGCUAUCCAACAAAUAGGAAUUUGUUCAUAUUCAACUAACGGAAUGAUCGAACAUGUUCCAACAGAAGAAUCAACCGUUACACAUAAUAUAGAAUCUACAAACCUUAUAACAUUGACUACAAAUAAGACUACAAUGGAAUCAAUCACUACUGAAAAUAUAUCACCUAUACAACCGUUAAUGAACACCGAUGAGUUAAGCAAAAUUAACGAAUCUUCCGUAAACGAUCAUCAAACCACUUUCCCACAGGUCACUAUAUAUCAAUCAUCUAGCAGACCGAUUCAAAUUACUACUCAUAUGAUUAUAAAAGUUACUGAAGACAAUCCAAUCACAUCCAAACAGUUUCUAUUCUCUCGUGAUAUAUUACAGAUAUAUUCCAUCACAUUUAUUAAUGAAGUCACUCAUCGUUUAUACAUUCGUCUUCUAAUACCAUUCAUAAUCGUGAUCAUUGUUCCAAGUAUUGUAUUUUUAGUUUGGCUAUUCAGAAAACGACACUAG
Molecule: messenger RNA, 1140 nt
Organism: Schistosoma curassoni
Lineage: Eukaryota; Metazoa; Platyhelminthes; Trematoda; Strigeidida; Schistosomatidae
Source: the annotation of a GenBank genome assembly